Messenger RNA from Salvia hispanica, 1400 nucleotides. RefSeq names its product alpha-amylase-like. NCBI's taxonomy places the organism in Eukaryota, Viridiplantae, Streptophyta, Magnoliopsida, Lamiales, Lamiaceae. Gene Ontology annotation, molecular function: calcium ion binding; alpha-amylase activity. The record is from RefSeq and is a predicted model, not a curated record. Gene Ontology annotation, biological process: carbohydrate metabolic process.
UCCAAAAAAUAAAAAUGAGUGGUUUUGUUUGGACCAUCUUUUUCACUUUUGCUUUCUUCUCCGCCUUGUCCACUUCUUCCACCUUAUUGUUUCAGGGAUUCAACUGGGAGUCGAGUAACAAGCAAGGAGGGUGGUACAAUUCGCUUAUCGGUGUUGUACCCGACAUCGCCGCUGCCGGAGUUACUCAUAUUUGGCUCCCACCUCCAUCUCAAUCGGCCGCACAACAAGGGUAUUUGCCCGGGAGGUUGUAUGAUCUCGACGCAUCAAAAUACGGCAGCAGGGCCGAGCUCCGAUCGCUGAUCAAAUCCAUACAUGCCCACGGCAUGAAGGCCGUGGCCGACAUCGUGAUCAACCACCGCACCGCCGAGAGGCAGGACAGUCGGGGAGUCUACAACAUCUUCGAGGGCGGCACCCCCGACAGCCGCCUCGACUGGGGCCCCUCCUUCAUCUGCCGCGACGACACCCAGUACUCCGAUGGCACCGGCAACCUCGACUCCGGCGCCGCCUACGGCCCCGCCCCGGACAUCGACCACCUCAACCCGCGCGUCCAGACCGAGCUCUCCGACUGGCUCAACUGGCUCAAGUCCAACAUCGGCUUCGACGGCUGGCGCUUCGACUUCGUCAAGGGCUACGCGCCCUCCAUCACCAAGAUCUACAUGGCCAACACCCGCCCGGACUUCGCCGUAGGCGAGCUGUGGAACUCGCUCGCCUACGGCGGGGACGGGAAGCCGGGGUACGAUCAGAACGGGCACAGGAACGAGCUGGCGGCGUGGACGGAUAACGCCGGCGGGGCGGUGACGGCGUUCGACUUCACCACUAAAGGGAUCCUGCAGGCGGCGGUGGAGGGGGAGCUGUGGAGAUUGAAGGACGCCGAGAGCAAGCCGCCGGGGUUGAUUGGGAUUAAGCCCGAAAAUGCGGUCACGUUCAUCGACAACCACGACACCGGCUCGACGCAAAUGUUGUGGCCUUUUCCAGCGGAUAAGGUGUCGCAGGGCUAUGCUUAUAUCCUUACUCAUCCCGGAGUUCCAUCCGUGUUCUACGAUCAUUUUUUUGAUUGGGGGAAGAAGGAAGAGAUUACCAAGAUUAUCGCGGUGAGGAGGAGGAACGGCAUUGGUGCGGGCAGCAAGGUCGAGAUUCUGGCUGCGGAGGCGAAUCUUUAUGUGGCCAAGAUUGAUGAUAAGAUCAUCACCAAAAUUGGGGCAGAGAUGGAUCUAGGAAACCUAAUCCCUCCUGAUUUUAAGGUUGCAGCUGAUGGUAAUGAUUAUGCUGUUUGGGAGAAGCAAGCUUGACAGUUUUUUGCUAUGAAAUUAAUAACUUGGCUGAUGCAAGUUUCAAGUUUGGAUUUGUAUGUUAACAAAUGAAUAUCAAAAUAUAUGAAUUUGGAAAUUUAUAUCUUGUUA